This is a messenger RNA of Diachasma alloeum, 2103 nucleotides long. RefSeq lists its product as uncharacterized. Lineage: Eukaryota; Metazoa; Arthropoda; Insecta; Hymenoptera; Braconidae. The transcript has 2 exons. Bases 241 to 1776 code for a protein of 511 amino acids. The record is from RefSeq and is a predicted model, not a curated record.
CCGAGACGACCGCUCGUUGCGUCACUGACAGUCUUAAAUUGUUGAUCCACUGUUCAUCUCAGAUAAAUAAACGAAUAAGUGCCUUGAAUCUUGCGCUGACAAGAGCAAAAUCCUCCGGUAACAGUCUCAGGGGCUCACUGUUCCACCGUGAAACAAGGAUGAGAGAAGAAUCCCAACAUCUCAGAGAGUUCCGUUAUAACUAACCUGCUCAAAUCUCUUCAAUUCUUCGACAAGAAAAACAUGAAUGUAAAUAUUAAGAGUUCGUUGAUGCUGGACAGGAGGAUUCGGAUCGAAGAGAACGGCCUGCUGGAGGACCGAAGACCGGAGCGUCACCCCCCGGAGCAGAGUACGCCGAAGCGCCCGAAGCCCCAAUCGCAAGAUGCCCUGACCCAGGAGUACCGCACGUCCCCCCUCCUCCUGACGCAGGACACGAACAACGAAGUGGCGUGGGACUGGCAGUCCCCCCAGACAAAGACAAAGCCAAAAGCCAAACCCGAGGCCUCGAGCACCCCCAAGCGGCCCCGCCUGGUCCACAAGAAGCGCAACUCCAACUCCCCGCUGGUCUACAAGCCCUUCAAAAAGCGAAUAAUAAAAAGAGAGGACAGCGCGAGCCUGGACCAGUGGAAGAACGAGUUCCUAGCCCUGAACGCCCGGAUUGAGACAGUGGCAUCGCACGAGUCGUCAACGGAGAACGUCGAGCUGAACGAAAUCGCGGACGAGUUAGUUUUCGACGACGAUUUCGAGAAUGAGAACGACGUGAUAGUGAUCACAGACUCGCCAGACGACCCAAAAAUAACGAAAGUCGACAGCAAAGAGAAGGAGAGCCUCGAGGAUUUGUUCAACGACUCGUUGAACGACGAGUCGAUGUUGCGGUGUUCGCAGGAGAUCGAGGCGAAGUUGAAUAUUGGCCCGGCGAGGGGGUCCUCAGCCCCCAAGAACCCCCAGAAGCCCCCGGUGUCGGCCCCCUCCCCAUCAGCCUCGAGAUUCAAGAAGCACAAGUCAGAGCCGAUCGACAAGAACCCUUCGAGAGACCUGGGAGCUUCUUCGAAGGAUUUCAAGGCGUCUGACUUCAUUGACCUCGACGACCUGGUGUUCCCCGAUGACUCGUUCGAUGACCUGGUGAAGGCAGCAUGCGCGACGACAGCCAAAUACGAGGACACGACGACUGGAAAGCAGAAGGAGGAGAGAUCGGAGACAGUAAGCGUUGGCAGUUCUGGUUCCAGUGGAGGAGGCAGUGGGAGCGGCCACCAGAGGAAGGAUUUUCAGGGGAAAAUGUCGGCGAAGGGGACCUCAGCGGUGCCCCAGAGGGCGAAUAUGCAGAGAGGGGGGUUUAGUGGGAAUAGGGGGGCCCCAGGGACGCAGAUGGCUUCCGGGAACGACAGGAGAUUCUUCAAGUCUAGGAAUCGCUCGGACUCGAGCUUCGAUAGUUCAAGUAGAUUGAGUUCAAUGAACAGUUAUUCUGGGUUUAGUGUUGGGGCUAGAGGCGGUAAGACAAGCUCCACCUCCGUAAGUACACAAAUGAUGGAUUUAAGAAGGACUCAAUCCGCUAUUGAUCGAAAGAAUUUUUUUAUGACUAAAGAAAACAGUAACUGUGGAAUUAACAAUUUUGACAGAUUAAGGGUAAGAGACGAUGGUAAUACUGUUGUCUCGAGUGGAUCUUCUAGGAGUCAAGCUCAAUGCACGCCUGAGGAGAUCGAGAGGAAGAGGAUUGAGGCGAAGAUGAAGCUCGAGGCCAAGAGAAAAAUGCAGAUGACACAGAAUUCAGUUAAAAGGUGAGGGAGACGGAUUCUGUUGAUUUUUCUGAUUCGUUGGGACUCGUUGCGUCUGGAAUAGGACGCGAGAGGAUAAGUGGGAGGACGAGAGCUUCGAGGUGCCUGUGAAAUUGUCAAGUGUGAUCAGAGUGCGGAGAGGAUUUUGUAUUAAAAUGUAAACAUGUAUAAUAUUGUUUUAUAUUGGAGAAAAAUAUAUGAAUUUUUUGAUAUUUUUUUGUAAUUUUAUUCUCCGAUGAAAAAAAUAAUCUAUUAUUUCGUCAUUAACUGGAGAUUAAUUGGUCCUCAUGCGUAUGCUCAAUCGAUUCAAUUUCAUUUCAUAUUUUUCCAUCUC